Molecule: messenger RNA, 1859 nt
Organism: Urocitellus parryii (Arctic ground squirrel)
Lineage: Eukaryota; Metazoa; Chordata; Mammalia; Rodentia; Sciuridae
Gene: Matcap1
Product: microtubule associated tyrosine carboxypeptidase 1
Source: RefSeq, a predicted model, not a curated record
CAUUCAUUCUGCCUCUGGUGUUGGGUGCUUGAGACAUGAGGGCGAAUCAGACGGGUCCCUACCCACCGGGAGUUCGAGGGAUGGUAGGAGGACAGGGACCCAAGCUCUAACAGUGACUGCUUAGGGCGGUAAAGAAACCAUCAAGGCAUUGGGACCCUGUAGACGCCCAGAAGGCUUCCCGGAGGAGGUGAGGCCCAAACGSAGCCCUGAAAAUGGUUAAGAGUUUGUUCCAGGGAGACAUUUCGGGGGCAUUCUUGGCGGAAGGACCUGAAACGUGAAAGAAACAGGCGUAUUCUGGUAAUUGCGAGGAGAGGUCAACAGUGUGGGAAGUUGGAGAGACCCAGCUGGAUGUGACCUUCAGGACAGAAUGGUGCUGGACUCGGGGGCUCAGGUGUAUGAGCAGGCACCCCCCAGCCUUCCUGCCAGUCCUCAGUCCCUGCACCAUAGGCUAAAGAGCCCAGACCGAGAUGGGCCACCCCUGUACCCCUGGCCUCAGUCCCUGGCUGUGCCUCUGGCUCUGGCAGUCCCCUCAGGGCUACAGCCCCAGCCUGAGCAGCAGCCCUUCUCAAAACUGCAUUUGGGCCGUGGCCACAUGCGAAGGAGUGAGAGCACCUACACUGUAAACAGUGCUGGCUGUCGAGGGCGUGGCACCCGGGGACCAGCCCCUCCUGGACAGGGACGAGGUGCAGGUAGGGGUACCCUGCGGGCUGCAGCCUCUCUGCCUCACAUUGCUAAGACUCGAAGGGAUGCAAGUGGUGGUACCAAGAGCCCCUGUAUGUUGGUGGCACUGCGGCCAACCAACAUGGACCGUGAGAAGGACAAGUUCUUCCAGUCCCAUUACACCUACAACCCACAGUUCGAGUACCAGGAGCCCAUGCCCACCACUGUGCUGGAGAAGUACUGUGAGGCCUCUGGACAGUUCAUCCAUCAGGCAGUUGGAAUCAUUGAGGCUGUUCUGGAGAAGUUUGGCACCUAUGAACACUUUGAGGCUGCCACCGGGGGCCAGCUGCUGACUAAGUGCCAGAUUUGGUCCAUUGUGCGCAAAUACAUGCAGAAAGAGGGCUGCGUUGGAGAGGUUGUGGUGCAGCUGAGUGAGGACUUGCUGUCUCAGGCUGUGAUGAUGGUGGAGAACAGCCGACCCACACUGGCCAUCAACCUGACUGGAGCUCGCCAAUACUGGUUGGAGGGCAUGCUUCGCCAUGAGAUAGGCACUCACUAUCUGAGGGGUGUGAACAAUGCACAGCAACCGUGGCACAGCGCCGAGGGCCGGUUGCAGUAUGGGCUGCGGCCAGCCAACCCYACGGAGGAGGGUCUGGCCAGCCUGCACAGCGUGCUGUUUCGCAAGCAGCCAUUCUUGUGGCGCGCAGCUCUGCUCUACUACACCAUCCAUCGCGCCGCGCGCAUGUCCUUCCGCCAGCUCUUCCAGGACCUGGCGCGCUACGUGCAGGACGCUGACGUUCGCUGGGAGUACUGCGUGCGCGCCAAGCGUGGCCAGACCGACACUUCCAAGCCUGGCUGCUUCAGCAAGGACCAGGUGUACCUGGACGGCAUCGUGCGUAUUCUGCGGCAUCGCCAAACCAUUGAUUUCCCACUGCUGACCUCGCUGGGCAAGGUCUCCUAUGAGGAUGUGGAUCACCUACGGCCCCAUGGGGUGCUGGAUAAUACCCGAGUGCCCCACUUCAUGCAGGACUUGGAACGCUAUCGGCAGCAGCUGGAGCACAUCAUGGCAACCAAUCGCCUGGAUGAAGCAGAGCUGGGCCGCCUGCUGCCUGAUUGAUGUUUAUUGAGGGCUAUCAGCAGAAGUCCUAUGCAGAGGCCUCCAGAUCAGCCCCCAGAAUAUGAAGCUGAUUACUCUGUGC